Messenger RNA from Trichophyton benhamiae CBS 112371, 3207 nucleotides. RefSeq lists its product as uncharacterized. The record is from RefSeq and is a predicted model, not a curated record. Gene Ontology annotation, biological process: regulation of DNA-templated transcription; DNA-templated transcription. Bases 1 to 3207 code for a protein of 1068 amino acids. The transcript is spliced from 3 exons. NCBI's taxonomy places the organism in Eukaryota, Fungi, Ascomycota, Eurotiomycetes, Onygenales, Arthrodermataceae. Gene Ontology annotation, molecular function: DNA binding; DNA-binding transcription factor activity, RNA polymerase II-specific; zinc ion binding.
AUGGAUCCACUAGGGUACAGUUCUAGUCAUCUUCAUCCGAAUUCUUCAUCUGCCCCAGCAGCUUCCCACUCCCCGUCUCCAACACCUUCGAUACACCUCUCUCCAGCCGAGUUGCGUCAGGUUCCCACUGUUGGUGGUAGCUCUAAUACCACCGAAGAUGCCAGUAAUGGCUCUCAGCAGUAUCAGCAGUAUUUAAGCGGUACCUCGACUUGGGGAGGGCAGGAUGUUGGAAAUACAGGCGGCGAUGAUGGCAGCCACCAAGGGGGCGCGGCGACUACAGCAUCAAAGAAACAGGCUCAGCAACAGACUGCGACGAUGAAAAUCCGUCGCCGGAAUCGAAUGAUAACGUCCUGUCUGGAAUGUCGAAGACGAAAGCUCAAAUGUGACAGACUUCACCCAUGCACCAACUGCUCAAAGUUCAAGCGUCACUGCCUCUUCCUAUCUCCUACUACCGAUGCUCUAUCACGCAUGAAACUGAUGGAGUUAAAGGAAAAGAUGGGAUCUCUAGAACUUGUCCUUGAGCAAGAUGUUGCUGCCAGACAAACAGGCCAGACGGGCCACGAUGAUCCGUCCAGUAGCAUGAAUGCUAACACUCCCGCCCCUGUAUCUGGCUUUGUGUCCGGAGUGGUAGAAUAUACCAGGAAUGAUCGAAAGCCUGAAGGAUCAUUCGACUUGGAUACCUUGGAGAUCCUCGACAACUUGGAGCAUGAUAGGGGAGAUCCUGUCCCAGAUGAUGAAAAGUAUCUACGACCUACGCCUUUAGCCGUGAUGGAUGCAGCAUAUGAUGAUGAUGCCGAUGAUGAUACAUUUGACAUAGGCUUUAAACUUGGGAAAAUGAGGAUGACAGAUCGACUAGGGGGUUUCUUUAGGCCUAGGAUUGCAGAUGAAAUUUCCGUUGUACUCAAGGAACCAAAAGUUAGCAAUGGGGUAACAGAUACAUCCUUAAAUACCCCAGUUAAAGUCCCAGAAAUGAAGCCACCACGGCUCAGAGAUCUAAUGCCAGAAGGCCAGGAAUCUUGUUUCCAUCCUGGACCUACAUAUAUAGCACCUCAUUCCGACUUCUUUUUUGGUGGUGGCCGAAGGACAUCGCUUGCAGAUUUCUUACCAACCAGAAACGCAUCGGAUAGGCUGUUAGAGCAGUAUUGGGUAUCUGUCGAUCCAGUCGCUAAAAUACUUCACCGGCCAACUUUUGAGAGGCAAUAUUGGGAGUUCUGGUCUGAUGUUUCCAAAAGCCUGGAGCCUGCCUAUUCCCUUCAAGCCGUGGUAUUCGCAGUGCUCUUUACUGCUGUUGCUAGUAUGCAAGAGCACCUGGUACUAAGUACAUUCGGAGUGUCCCAAAAGAAGCUCAUCGAAAAUUUUCAGCUAGGAACAGAGAUGGCUCUUGGAAAAGCUCAUUUUCUCAAGACCACCAAGACACAGACUCUUCAAGCUCUUGUCAUGUAUAUGAUUCCAAUGUGCAGGAAUGAAGUAUCGCGAACUCAUUCUGCCCUUGUUGGAACUGCCAUUCGGCUGGCUGAAUGUAUGGGUAUCCACCGUGAUCCCGAAGAAUAUGGUCAUGGCCCUGUUGAAACUCAUAUUCGGCGAAUGAUCUGGUAUCAACUAUGCUUCCUGGACCUUCGGACAAGCGAGUCACAAGGACCCCGUCAAACAAUAAGACGAGAAGAUUACUCUACUAAAUUCCCACUGAAUGUGAACGAUGCAGAUUUUUUGCAGCAUCGCGGCAGUCGCCUAACGGAUAUGCCCAAAUUUACAGACAUGACUUUUACUCGCAUUCGCUUUGAAUGCCACGAAUUACAUCGACUAGUAUAUGUUGAUAGAAUGAAAUUAGAGACCAACAGCAUCUCGCUAACAAGGGUAUUGGGGAAGAUUGAAGCAUUCAGACGGGCUACAUAUGCCAAAUAUGGACCGUUGAUUUAUGUUUCGAAUCCCAAGCCUAUUCAGCGAGCUGCACAGUUGGUAUUGUCUAUACUCAUCUGCCGCAGUUACACAGCUGUUCUACACCGGUACCAUAACAGUGUUUCGGUGAGAAUUCCAGACCGGUUGCGACAGAUAAUUAUCACGGCCUGUACACAAAUCCUCGAAGAUGCCAUAGAACUCGAAACCGCUCCGGAUUUACAGCCUUGGGCCUGGUACAGUGGUGCUUUCAAUCAAUAUCACGUUGCUUUUCUGAUCCUGAUGGAAGUAUGGGCGUACCCCAUGCGAAAAGAAGCGGAUCGGAUUUGGAGGUGUUUGGAUUAUGUGUUUGAAACGCCCUCGACUCCCGCUAUCCCAGACACUGCAGGCAAAAACGCCCGUCAUCAGCUCAUAAUGCAGCGUGAUAGAAAGGCUCGAUUGAUUUUAGAACAGCUCAGAGACAGGAUGGAGGCAUACCGCGAGAUGAGAAAGCUGAGAGUGCCCAUAAGCAUGGCUGACACUAAGGUCCUACGAAUAACCCCAGAAGUGGGAACAUCUCGGGAACCAAGCCCGCCACAGACUACAGAACAGAACUCUGCCGGUGGUUCCUUGCAAUGGGGGCCUCAGUAUACGUCCCAACCGUUUGAGGAAAGCCAAACGAUACCUGCACCUUCUAGUCAGUCUGUACACCCCUCUCGGGUAUCACCCCCUCGGAUGUUUAGCCAUGAGCAGUAUCAACUUCAAUCGCAGCAAGGCCGCCGGUUGUCACCGGCCUCUCUAAUGCAACAAUAUCAACAUGGUCAACCAAGCUAUCAAAGGUUACAGUCACAGCCGCAACAUUCUUCGGCCCUUCCACCCACCUCAUCCUCGUACUCGGCUAGCCCGGCCUAUAAUCCAACCUUCCAGCAUCAAGGCUACACACCUGAUUACUCAACCCGCAUGCCCAGUAGAGAGAGUCUGGACUCAGGUACUGGAUCUGAGGACUCUGGGAUGGGACAUCUAUGGUUUGCCUCUGGGUUUGACAAUACCAACACCGGCGCGGGUCUUGCGCCGCCGUUACACUCUGCACCACAGCGACCCUCAGCCAUAACGGCCAAACUGAACAAUACAGAAGAGGAUCUCCCUAUGCUUGAUAUCGACUGGAAUGAAUGGGAUAAAUUAUUCCCGCCAGACAUCAAUAAUGGAGAGCUGAAUCUACCACCCUUAUCGCCGAUGGUUGGUCCCACAGACACCACAGCCUCGCUAGACAAUAUAUCGUCGCUUGCUGAGACGACAAACUCAAACUAUUCCACAUACCCUUAUUCGAGCUCUUGA